AGGGGAAAUGCUUAGGUCGACAACAGGAGAGCGGGUGAGCUUACCUGUCCCCGCUUUUGGCGCGCAGGCCCGGGCGAGGGCCGGUGGUGGUGGUGCUCUCGCGGCCUCAGUGUGCUGUGGCUGCGGGUACCGGUCGUGUCCCCUUUGCUAGCACGCGAUCAUGGCUAGCAGAGGGAGAGAAUGUAUGUGAUUUUCCCCCUGGACGACUUGUUAGAUCUGAAUAGUGCGAAGGAUAGUAAACGUGUAACUGCGUCAUCGGCCUACCACAGCUAUAAGAGGCAGACUGCGGAAGUUUUGCCUCCUUCCCCACCUAACCAACAACUUCCCAGUCAAGUUCAACCUCCCUUGAUUCAGCAGUCCCCGGUCCCUCGCUCUUCCACCACAACCUGAGCCUGCCAAGCAGCGGCAACAGUCUUCGCACUCAGCCUCGCCGGAGACGUCGUCACUCUCCUCGACGAAGACUCGCGGCCUCCUGAGCCCGCAGUCGCCCGCCGGAGCGGCAGUGACCACCCGUGCCUCGUGGGCGGGCACUCCCACAGGUGCGCUCGUGGAGUCGGCGGCAUCUCGCAGCGGCAGCUUCAGGUCUCGUCGCGAACUCGCCCGUGAAGUCGUUGCUACAGAAAGUAACAGCAACAGUGUGAAAGGGAAAGCGAACCGAGCGAGUGAACCCUCUCAGGACGCGCGCGGGAGUGCUAACGCAGGAACAUCACAAAGUGGAGAGUCAAACCUGAAGCCAAACAUUGGUAAAAGUGAAAGUUUUAGGUCUCACCUUAGUGC
Molecule: messenger RNA, 777 nt
Organism: Penaeus monodon (black tiger shrimp)
Lineage: Eukaryota; Metazoa; Arthropoda; Malacostraca; Decapoda; Penaeidae
Product: developmental regulatory protein wetA-like
Source: RefSeq, a predicted model, not a curated record